GAAUUUUGACACUUCACAUGUGAACGAUUGAGGCGGUAUUUUGGUUGUAAUGCAUGCAGAAAACUUAUUUUUUGUUCUUUACUGUUAUUAGAAAAUUAAAACAUUCGUGAAAAUAUCAAAACACACGUGCAUAUGUGAUGGAAUAAAAUUUUCGUGGGAACGAAGAUCUUGCAAGCCACACCCACCAUGUCGUCGAGCGAGGACGAGAAAAUGAGAGAGAUGGAGAGCGCUCUCGCAUCUCAACAGGUGGUCAACUAUCAAGCCACGGGUGGCAUACCUGCCAAGCCAGAUCAACAAGAACCCAAAGACAAGUACCACAUUGUCCGACUGACCAUGUAUCUCUUUGGAAUAACUUCUCUUCUCCCGUGGAACUUCUUUAUUCAAGCCAAUGAUUACUGGAUGUACAAAUUUCGAAACACAAGUGCCCCGUUUGAUCCUGCAUCGGAAGACAAGACGAAUUUGCAAACCAUCUUCUCUAGCUACCUCGCUAUUGCCAGCAAAGUCCCUUACGUCUGCUUCCUGCUCGUCAACGCCUACGUCAGCAAUAGGUUUCUGCCAUCGAAGAGGAUUCAAUAUCCCCUCCUGGGCAUGAUACUUUUGUUUCUAGUAACGACAUCCAUCGUGUUCGUAAAUACUGAUAAACAUCAAACAGCGUUUUUUGGUAUUACGAUAGGAAUUGUCGUUGCAAUAAACUCAAUGUGUGGCUUUGUGCAAGGAGGAGGAACCGGAAUCGCAGGCAGUUUACCGAAAAGGUAUAUGGGUUAUAACGUCAAUGGCAUGGCUCUUGGUGGAAUGCUAGCAUCAGCAGCUCAAAUUCUAUCCCUGGUGGGAAACACAAAUCCUUCUGACAGCGCCUGUUUUUACUUUGCUACAGCUACAGUUUUCUUGUGCAUCACAUUUGGAUUCUUUCGCUUAACUCUGAGAAGCGAACUGUACAACUUUUACAUGUCCAAACAAACAUCCAUGCUGAAGAAAAGAGAUAGACCAGCUGACGCAAGUUCAAAAAGAGCGUCGAAUUUGGAAAUUUUCAAAAAAAUAUGGGUGUACGCCAUUUCAAUUGUAUUUGUAUUUUGGGUUACGUUGGCUGUUUUACCUGCAGUAGUUGUACUGGUUCUGUCUACAUCUACUGAAGAUACCAUAUGGACAGGACGUCUCUUUUUACCCGUGGCUUGUUUUUUGCUGUUCAACACAGCUGAUCUCGUCAGUCGUCUCGUCGCUUUACGCAUCCCCAUUCCAUCAAGAUUCAAGCACAUAACGCUCACGCUGACCAUCCUUCGAGCUGUUUUCGUGCCCCUGCUCAUGCUUUGCAAUGCUCAUCCUCGUUCUCAUCUCCCAAUCGUAUUCGACAGUGAUGUCGAUUUCAUCAUCAUCAUCGUCUUCUUCGCUCUCACUGGCGGAUAUUUGUGCAGCAUCGCUCUCACUCAAGGACCCAAGCAAGUUAAAGCAGAGCACAACGAACAAGCAGGUUCUCAGCUAGCAUUCUUUCUUGGUGUUGGACUUAUGCUAGGCUCCGUGUCUUCUUAUGGUUUAGUAAAAUGGCUAUAACUGCUGCCAUGGAAACUUAACGUACAUUGGAUGGUAAAAGGCUGAUUAUGGAGAAAGUUUCUUUUAACGGCACAAUCUGAAAAAGAGACCAUUUCAAUGCAGGCUAACAGAGGCACAUCAUUGAAUCUUUCAACACAAAACUUUGGAGUAUUUAUGAACUAUUUUAUUGCCAUAGUCACUAUUUUACUACGAUUGAUUCAAGAAAGGAUGAUGCAAGGUACAAAACUAAAAAUCUGAAUUUUAAUGUUUUUAGAUGAACUGCUCAUCAAUGAGGUGAAUAAGCAAAUUAGGGAAUUCUAAUAUUUUAUCUGGUGAUGAGGAACGAAGCAUUACCUCUAUAUAAUAUUUAUGACAUUAUAACUUUGGCUUCUAAGCAUCGUAACAGAAACAGUUCUGAACUAGUUGUUGUACAAACUAAAAAGUACAGCUAUGUGGCAUUGAUUCAAGUACAGUAAAAUUUGAACAACUUCAAAACCAUGGUCAGCUGGAACAGAACAAUAAUGUUGCUCCCAGUAUCUUAAAGAUACCUAAUCAGCCUAAACAGCAUAUUCUGAUUCUAAUACAUUUCUAAAGAAAUGUAUGCAUAAUUCCCAAAAACAAUUUUCGAACUACAGUGGAACCUCUUUAAUUCAAAGUCCUGUAAUCUAAACAUCCACUAAUCCAAACUCCAAUGAGUUGGAAUACAUGUACUGCAAAUAAGAUUAGUUUAGCA
This is a messenger RNA of Uloborus diversus, 2257 nucleotides long. RefSeq names its product equilibrative nucleoside transporter 1-like. Gene Ontology annotation, molecular function: nucleoside transmembrane transporter activity. NCBI's taxonomy places the organism in Eukaryota, Metazoa, Arthropoda, Arachnida, Araneae, Uloboridae. The record is from RefSeq and is a predicted model, not a curated record. The transcript has 14 exons. Bases 187 to 1545 code for a protein of 452 amino acids. Gene Ontology annotation, cellular component: plasma membrane. Gene Ontology annotation, biological process: nucleoside transmembrane transport.